Messenger RNA from Amyelois transitella, 2484 nucleotides. RefSeq names its product runt-related transcription factor 3 (gene RunxA). Gene Ontology annotation, biological process: regulation of DNA-templated transcription. Bases 621 to 2069 code for a protein of 482 amino acids. The transcript has 5 exons. Lineage: Eukaryota; Metazoa; Arthropoda; Insecta; Lepidoptera; Pyralidae. The record is from RefSeq and is a predicted model, not a curated record. Gene Ontology annotation, cellular component: nucleus. Gene Ontology annotation, molecular function: RNA polymerase II cis-regulatory region sequence-specific DNA binding; ATP binding; DNA-binding transcription factor activity, RNA polymerase II-specific.
GAGCGCGGACGUACGCCGCGUAUUAAUAGCCACGAACGGUCACCGCAACCGAGGGCGGCCCUACGCGAGUUGAACCACAACCGCGCUCACAGACGCACGCGUCGAACGCAUCAUCGAAACUCAACCGACCCGGUACGCGUAAACACAUCUCGUUCUACAUACGAAACAGAAAAGCGAAACUGAAUUCGUGAUUCCUAAAAAAUCGAAAAAAACACAGUCGAAAGCGAGAGGGACGUGCGUGUGCCGAUCGCGUAAACACACGCUGCGAAAAAGUCCCGUCAGUGAAACUAGUGAAAAGUUUUUUAAAGCGCGGGGGAGCCACCCCUUGACGCCGGAAAAAAUUGGCCCCUCACGUCCCUCGCCCGCCCGCCGCCGCCGAACUUUUCAUUCACUGGGAAAAAAAGUGUGGCAAGGCCGCCGUGACGUCACAGCGUCAAGUGGCCACGCGCGUUCCCUAGCAACCGGUGUCAUCGCUCGUCUUCAGAAAGUAGCGGUUCGUGGGGAACGUUAAGGUGACAGUGAUGGGGGAAUUCAGUGGUGAUGUAGUAUCGGCACGGUGGUUGUCGCCGGCGUGGAGAGAGCAGUGACAUGUAGCCAAGGUCGGGAGGACGGUGGACUAUAUGUGCAGCACGCAGCGCAGGGUGCCGAGGAUGCACCUGACGGGCGCGAGCAGCGGCGCCAUGUCGCCCGACACCAGCUCCACGCUGCUUCACGAGACCUACACCAAGAUGACGUCUGACAUCCUCGCCGAGCGGACGCUCGGGGACUUCUUGUCGGAGCACCCGGGCGAGCUGGUGCGGACGGGCAGUCCCCAUUUCGUGUGUACAGUGUUACCGCCUCAUUGGCGGUCAAAUAAGACGCUGCCGGUCGCGUUCAAAGUGGUAGCUUUAGGAGAUGUCGGUGAUGGGACGCUGGUGACGGUGAGAGCUGGCAACGACGAGAACUGCUGCGCGGAACUCAGGAACAGCUCAGCCGUGAUGAAGAAUCAGGUGGCCAAGUUCAACGACCUGAGAUUCGUGGGGCGCAGUGGGCGCGGCAAGUCGUUCACGCUGACCAUCACCAUAUCAACGUCACCCCCGCAAGUGACCACGUACAACAAAGCCAUCAAGGUGACGGUGGACGGGCCCAGGGAACCGCGCUCUAAGACCAUGUUGUCUCUCCUAGGGCAGCAGCAGCAGUUCCACUUCGCGUUCGGCCAGCGGCCGUUCCCGUUCCCGCCGGACCCGCUCGGCGGGUUUCGGAUGCCGCCCAUCACUACCUGCCAAAAUAUGAGCCAAUUCGGGCUAAGUUCAAGCAAUUCGCACUGGGGUUAUAGCGGCGCUGGCGCAUAUCCGGCGUAUCUGCCGUCUUGUGCCGCACCGGCCGCGUCUCAGUUCAACCCGCCAGCACUGGGGUUCGCCGGAACCGUGCCGGAUCAAACGCCUUCGCAGGAGUUCUCUGCUAACAAUACAGUAUUACCAGACACAACGGGCGUGGACUUGGACCAGCAGCUGUCCGGCCUCGUCGGCUCCUCGCCCUCGCACCACGGCACCCUCCUACCACGGUACAACAACAACGCCGACUACAGUCUCUCCACCGGCCCCCGGUCACUUAGCGACAACAGCUCGCAACCCGAGUCGCCAGUUCAGGACGACUUACUCACCUCCAACACGACCACAAACGUCGGACACAAUCACACUAACACCACAAACUUCCCCUCCAUAAUGGGAUCUCAAAACUCCUCGUACGGCAGCAGUAACUGCAACAAUUCGCUAUACCCCGUCCUCCCGGCAAGUUUGCUAUACAGUCAGUUGUAUACUGCCGCGAACCAAACACACAAUUUCCAUCCGCUGCACUCGAAUUCGAUUCAUUCAACGCAGAGUCAUCAUAAUGAAUUGCAGACGAUGAUGGAUCAGAUAUCGUCGACGACAAACAAUCAUAGGCAUGGGAAUCACGGACAAGAUUUGUUAUUAGGCGGUGGGAAUUCGUGCGCGGCGGCCGCGGCUAGGGGAGAAGACGGCAGAGUGAGCAAUCUCGGGCAACGUGGGAACCCCCAGCCUGACAGCAACACGGUGUGGCGACCCUACUAGAAUCGGCGUGACACUUCUUUCUUUGCGACUACUUUAAUGCGAUAUAGUGGACAUUAGCAACGAAGUUGUGAAGUUUGAUAGAAUCUGUAAAUUUGUUGACUGUCGAAAAGUGGUUUUACAUUUUUUGUCGGAUUUGUUUAUUAUUGAAGGAAGAAGAUGUCGCUUACGACUUACGAGUAGGUUUAAAUAGAGCAACGAAAUAGAUGUCGGUAUCGACGUAUUUUAAUUACGUGUAAAAAUUUAAAGUAUGGGUUGUCCGAUUAGUGAAUCUCUGUUCUUGAAGUUCGGUCCCGUCCUAAAAUAUACGACUUUGAUACAAUUAAAAGAACGCGGCCAUUUAUGCGGUACUACAAAAUAUACUGAGCCUACAUUAUAUACGAAAAUGAAUUUGAACACCUACCAGCAAACAUCUAGU